Messenger RNA from Mesorhabditis spiculigera, 3264 nucleotides. The record is from the annotation of a GenBank genome assembly. Lineage: Eukaryota; Metazoa; Nematoda; Chromadorea; Rhabditida; Rhabditidae.
AUGGAGCCCGCACAAUUGGGGGAGUUAACAAAUCGUCCGCGGCCGCUCAUCCUUUUUACCGGUCUCGAUCUCUCAAAUCGCCCUAUUCACUUCAAUCUGGUGAAUGAAUUUCGGCAACGAGCCUCUGAACUGCCACCCUUUAAUAUUCGAGCCCUGGUUAGCGGCGAAGAACUGCCGCAUCAUCAAAAAAGAUCAAACAAGGGCAAAGGAUAUUUGAGUAGAGAAUGGCUGGAGAAGUACAGAAAUGAGGUGCCUGCACUUGUCGUACUGUACCUCGAUUUGGAUUGGGAUCAUCCGAGUUGGAGGGAAAAGCUUUUGGAAGCGAAGGGGAAGGUGGAGAGCCUUCGAAGUUUCCAGGAACACUAUAAGAGCAAUCUGAUUGUGGUUUUACUUCAAGAAAAGAUUGCCACCUACCCGGCAGAGGCUCAGCAUCGUUCCGAUGAAUUUUGUUUAGAAUGUCGUUUGACUCCUAAGCAGUUGUUUGUAAUUCGAACUGGUUCCGAGUUAGUGACUUACGUCCAUAAACUCGGGAAUGUUUUUCACGAGAUGACUCCCACUUUCUAUCAAUCGAGACAAAAAGUUGUACGAGCUCGGGUGAUCCCGCACAAUUCUGUGCCGCUCCUGAUACGUCAGCAUUUCAAACUAGGAUUUCUUGCUGAAUUCCGGCAAGAUACACAUACAGCUCUGAGAUAUUACAAAAGUGCAUACGAUCACUGCUUGAGCGAAAGGUUUUCCGCCGAAAAUAGGGAUCAAUAUGAGCUGCGGAAUGUUGCGUCCUUACUUACAUAUAAGAUAUUUGAUCUCAACUUUGCUCACAACGCGCCAAGGGAGGCGAUCAACUUUUUCAACAAGCAUAUGGUCGACUUUUUCCACAAUGACCCUGGUGCCAUACCUACUAGAUCACUGGCUCAAGUUGAAUAUGAUUGGUGGCGGAGCGCACAGGCAAUGAACUUUGCAAACCUCUUUGAUCGGGCAGUGGCUAACGGGUUGACAGCCGUUGCUGGUGUUAAUCCAGGAACUUUCAUCGAAAUUGCUGCCCACUACUACGGUUCGGCGAAUCGGACAAUUUCUGAAAUCAAAAUAAACCGCCCACAUGUCGCAUACCCGCAACCGGACCCGCUAAUCGCUGCCAAGUCGGAAUUCUUUGGUCAGCGCGCACCAGCACUGACAGGCUCCGUCCCUGAUCCACAACUCGUUGUUCGCGCUCUGGAGCUAAAAGCAAAUGAAAACUAUGCUGCGCAUAUUGAACUGCUCGAAUCGGCCGGAACCCAUUUCAAAAAAUACGACUGUACCCGGCUGCAGCAAAAGCUGGCUAUAGAGAUUGCGGAAGUUUAUGCAGCAAGUGGACGCACUAAGGAUACGAUUAAUCAACUCGCUGUCGUUUUGAAGGAAGGGAUGCUACCUGCAGAACUUCAAGUGGUGCUUUUGAAAAAGGUAUUGUGGUAUGCAUACAAUGACGUGGCUGUUCCCGAAACAUUUCUUGCAGCAUUACAAUUGGCUAGGCUUGAACCUCUGAAUGAUGAAAGAACGCAAUACGAAGCUAUCGCCGCCGAUAUAUUAAAUGGCAAGGCGGCGAUCAACCCUUAUUCAGCUGAUAUGGCUGAGGAGAGAAAAAAUCAACUUGCACACUUUUGGGAGAACGCAAUGUCUCAAUUAACCGCGACUGGCCUUAAAGUGAACUGCUCCAAACUGACGACCCUUAUCGAAGUUGCCGCCUCGUUUCCAAAUAACAAGACCAAAGUCGACGUGGAAACAGUACCCUGUUGCUUAAAAGUUACCAACUAUGGAAACAAAGUGUUAAACUUUAAAGGCUUCUCAAUCUUUUGCGAAAUUUACGAGCCAUCCGAAAAGCCGAUAAAAGGCGUCAAAGGGAAGCAAUAUCCAUUUGCUAUCAAAAAGGAGGAGAUCGUUGUUCCGCCAAAUUCAACCAAAAAAGUUGAUGUCCGGACUGCUAUCAAAGAAAACGAAUUGCUCGGCGAGCUAUGGAGGGAGAACACACGAAUCAAGUUAUCGAGCGUUUGGCUAGAAGCCCGCAGUGAAUCUGGGAUCCCAGUUAUGUUAACCUGGGAUGACAGUUGCAUUUCCGAGAGUCUCGACGAUUUUGCUGCAGAUGAAUUACAAACUCUGAGCAUCACGGCUCCAUCCGGUGGGAUUGUGAAUGCGGGUGAGAAGGUGGUGAAUUGUUUGCUGGGUGAAGUCUAUUCCAAGGAGCUGAUUAUCCGAAAUGAUUCGAAUAUCAUCUGCAGUAAUGUCAGGCUUGAAUAUAUCCCCGGCACACAGCCAUCAAUCAAUUCGCUGCCUGUAUUAUUUGCUGAUGACCAAAACCAUUUGGGAGGAGAAUUAUCGGUCUUCAUCACGAAUACCCUCAAUCCAGGAGAACAGAUGUCCCACAAAGGAUUCCGCUUUUCGCCUCAACUCAACGGCAGCAUGAUUUUGAACCUGAAGAUGACAUAUAUAACCCCAAAAGGCCAGAAAAAGACCGAAGAUUUCCCGAUAACAAUCAUCGCCGAUGAGCCUUUUUCAGUUCGGAGCCAGAUUUUGACGCCAAGUGGAAUCGGCGUGACGAAUGUUUUGAACACCAGCCCCCAUCUUCUGAAAGUCGAUCUAAAGACCAAUGCCACAAUACAGAUCAAGGAUGUUCAGUGGCUAAUGGCUGACAUCGUCGACGAUUCGGCCCCCAGGUUGUCGACGCCGGAAGAACAUGAAGCAAUUUUCCGAAAGGAUAUGGUCGUAUCGUACUGUACAUCGUUAGUUACAAACGUGAAAAAUUACGAGGGAGAUGAGACACCUCUGGGUCGGAUUGUUGUUUAUUGGAAGAGGGCGGAUAAGGAAAGCGAAGCGUAUGUACGAUCGGUUAUUCCACUUUGCCGCACCUUCAUCGCCAAGUGUCCAAUUUCAAUCCGUGCUGUUGUCUAUUCGAAGACAGCCGAGAUGAAGCGACCAUUGGAUGUGACAUAUUUCUUAUGCAAUAACACUAAUUCGCCAAUCGACGUCAGCGUGUCAUUUGAUGUAGCCAAUACGUUCUUACUGUACGGACGGUUGACGGAAAAUUUGACGUUACUUCCAAACGCUCCCCAGCGAGUAAAUAUCGCGGUGAUGGGACUCUCGGCGGGGCGGUUUUCAUUUCCGCGUAUUCAACUACGAAGCCCCACCAUCACCGAUAGUGUCAUGGUCGACUGUCAACGAAAUAUCCCGUCGACAAUUCAUAUUGUGUAUCCCGACAAACGACAACCGGUCCGCGAAACCUCUCCGAAGAUCGCAAAU